AUGUAUAUGUCAGCCACAACUGUUGGGCAUACCGAUUUCCCACUGCACGGCACGCAGCAAAAGCGAAUGAAUGAUUUGACCAAACACGUCAGCUUUGCCCGGUCCUACACCCUGACGUCAUUUGACGAAGCCAUGGGUGGCCGACCCAUGUCCCGUCUAGCCGCAGCUAGAAGCCAAGAAAGACUGAUAGGUGGUAAAAAACCUACCAUCACCCUGUCCCAGCACCAACCGAUGGCAGCUCAGUUCGCAACGCCACUGCAUUCGAUUCUCCAACAGCCAAACCACCAACCACUCAUGGCCCAGCAGUUGCAACAGCACCAGCAACAACAACAACAACAGCAACAACAGCAUCAGCAAUUGCAGGUUGGUCAACUACAGCCGAUCCAUCAGCACAUUCACGCCCAUCAGCACCUGCAGCAUCUGCAGGCUCACCCCGGUCAGCUCAUUACUCAACACCCACACCAACAUCAGCAUCACAUAGCAGUAAUGCAACAGCAGCAACAGCCACAACAUCAACAUCCUCCUGGAAGUGCUGCUAGCCUGCUGACUACUGCCACAACAGCAUCAGCAGCCACCCAGCAGCAAGAGGUCGUAGUGGUAGAGAAAGUCAAACGAAGUGCCAUGAAAACACAAGCCACGCAAACGGAGGUUUACUUGAACAAGAAAGCUGCCACGCCGCAUCAGCUGUCGCUGAGUCCCAGGACGAUUCAUAGGGUGAAAAUGGUAUCGCAAGGUGCGCAGACCAACGGGGGACUGAACGGGAGGAAGCUGACGAAGAGCCUUUCUGAGGCGGCCGACCGGGUGCAGGAAAACGGCAUCGAUACCGGUGGCGUGCAGGAGGAACUGAAGACUCUCACCGAGCACGAGCAGCUUCAUCGAACACACUCCGAAGAAUCGCCCAAAUCACCAUUCACCAUCACUUCACCGCCAUCCAAAUCACCGCUCAUGCAACAUUUCGAAAUGCCUUCGCGCACAUCGUCCCAAUUGAGCCACUCGGAGACGUCCCGGAGCGACAACUAUCCGCUGGAUAGGAUCAUGACCCACUCCCGGAAUCACUCGCAGGACAGUGCCACUUCGUACAGAUCGACCGAUGGAUCGCGGACGUCGUACGAAACCAGUUCCUAUCCAUAUGAAAUGUACGACAGCAUCAUCAUUCCCAGAAAGGGGAGUCACACUUUAUCCAACGAACCGUUCCAAGUUCUACGAAGAGACAUCGAACAAGUUCACCACCAUGGCCACGAAAAUGGCUACGUAUUUGAAACGCACAGCCUUCCGAGGAGAACUUGCAUCCACCACAAGCCGGAAGAAUUCCAUACUCACACAUUGCCCCGUCGCGACUAUCACCCACAUCAUCAUCAUGAGAUCAUCUUCAAGGAUCAACUCAAAAUGCCUCCCCAAGAGUUGCUCAUCUCGAACGGUAGCGUUAAUCAAGAUAUUCGUUCUUUCGACAGCAACAGUCUCAAUAGACGAAUGUCCGCCCAGCAAGUAGCAAUGCAGCAAGACAAACAGAACCAACAGCGCCGGGCAUCGUAUGCCUAUGUAACUCCAGAUACCCACUCCCUAUCCAGACGGAACUCUAUCACUCACCAGCAAGUGCAAAAGGUUCAACCCAUGAUUCAAGCCCACAUACAGCAACAACAGCAGCAGCCGCCUCAGAAACAACCGCAACAACCUCCUCCACAGCAACAGCAGCAAAUAUUCCAACCACUAGUCAAACCCCAAGCCCCCAUCAUCUUCUCGCAACCUGUGCACCCCCCACCCUCGUGCCCCAUCACUCCCCCCAACAUCCAACCGCUGGACAUGCAGGACGACACAAAGUCCUCGUCCGACGAAAGCUGUUCUACCUGCGACUCGGAAAGCGAAAAGGAAGACAAAGAAGAACAGGAAAUCUUUAUCGACUUCAAGCCUCGUGUCUCACCCGUCCCUUCGCCCAGUUCCAUCAAGAAGAAGAAACUACUGAAAACCCUAUCGGAGGGUGAAAUCCUACUUGACAGGAAAAAGUCCAAACCAACGGUAUUAAUCCCGGCCAAUGCCAUCUCGGCUAGUGAAGAGGACCUAAAGUCCCCCGCUGUCGUCGAUCCACACAAAGCUAAUGCUAAAUUGCAGUUCAGCGAAACGCCCAUCAAAGACGAGGGCAUAUUUAUCGGUGGCCCAGCGGCGGAUCAGAGGAAGGAAUCGUAUCGAAAGCGAUCUGUCAGUUUGGAUGAACCGACCAGUGUGGAGGAGGAAAAGGGCCUACUGGAGGAGCUGGAGGCGGAUUCCAAGGACGAUAGGAUGGUAACGGCACCUCCCUCGCCAUCCCGAGAGGACAAGCUUUCGAUCAAAUCCCACUCACCGUUCCACUCGUCGGAAUCGUUGGGAACCCGGGACAAUUCCGACGGGAUCUGGAACGAAUCGCAGGCGACGAUCAUGACACCGAGUUUGACCGAGAACGGAAAGUUGACACCUACAACGAAACGGAAAAAUCUUCUGCUUCAGCAUCAGCAGCGCAGUUCGAUGGAUACGGAUGCGCUGGACAUGGAGGAUAUUGCUGAUCAGCCUCUCCCUCCGCUCCCGGUGACCGUGUCAAUCGGUGUGCCAUCGGCAGCUACCCAACAACCAUUAUUGCUCUCGUCGACCGCCGUGUCGCCCAUAGGAACAGGGCCGACACCACCGACGACAGUGACAACCGGUAUCGUGAAACCGACGCCUUCCAUUGCGGUGAUUCCGUCGCCCAGCAUCGAACGGGAGGAACGGGACCUGCUGCAGAAGCAAAUUCAGAAAACAGCCACCCUACGGCGCCCAUCGAGGCCACUGUCGCCGUCGAAACGGCGUGGCAGCGAGCAACAACAGAAGAAGCUUUCCAAGAUCGAACCGCUCAUUCAUCGCUCUCCAGACAACAUUGAACGUAUCGUGCCUGCAAGCCUGAAGGACCAAACGCCCAUAAGUGCUCCAACAACAACAACACCACAACUUGCCCACCCAGCGGAGUAUCAGAAACAACCUUCCUCAGCGCCACCAGUCUCAUCGUCUUCGUCCUCGCGGAUCCCCUUGGCUAGCGCUAGCGUUGUUCCUUCUCCCCGUUUCGAGCACGCCAAACUGAAAGGCCUCGAUGACAAGGAUCUAUUCGGGGACGGUGGUGCCGGCUCCGAGGGAAGUACCACCGAAGACUACGCCACCUGUACCGACAACUCGAAACGCACCAUCACCGGACCGUCCUCCGUCGGUGGAACCAAAGCCAACAUAACCCAGGAGGGUUCAUCCUUUGAGAGUGCGUCCUCUCUCUACAGCCUAGCCCGGGUCGAUGCCAUCUGCGAAGAUACACCGCCAAUCGAGGAAAAACCAUCGCCGCCCCCUCAGAUUCCACCCCUACCGAAAGCAUCGCCAGCCCACUCGGUCAGCAGCAGCUCCAGCGGAAGUUACAACAGGGCCAACAAGAAGCGGACCGGCUCCCCAUCACGACCAACCAUACCGAAGACACUGCCAGCGAAGCCAAAAAUCAAACCGGAAUCCAUCUCCGAUGACGAGCGAAGUGAAAAACGCUACUCUUCUUCCCACGACGAGAAAGACGUGAAGGGAACACUGGCAAGACCCACCCGAAGGGGGCGUGACUGGAAUGAGGAAGAACGGAGAAGGAAAAAGAGUUUGUUCAAGCUGGAGUUCGAUAAGGACUCGCUCAAGACCUACACCACUCCGAUGCUGAGGCAACCUAGCCCAGGCUUCAAGAAACUAUCCCCCGAAGACAAGGGUGCGCUGAACGUUCUGGACGGAGCAAGUCCCAGCAGCAAGCAGAAGAGAUUCCGGCCUAAGACUCGAAAGUCACCACGAUCAAGAUCUUCUGUUGGCGAGGACACCGUCAGUACGCCAAUGCGGCGCGUCAAAACUCCACUAAUUCGCAGUCCCGAGAAGCCCCAGGCUUCCACCCUGCCUGCGGUUACCAUCGCCACCCCGAAGCUCAGUCCUUGUCAGUACUAUUCGCAAAUCCGGAGUCCUCCUUCCGUCGGUUCUCCAAUGAAGCAGAAAAUUUCUCCAGAGAAACGAUUGCAAGCGAUUUCCACCGAAUCGCUUCGAUCGGUUUCACCAGGAUCAGACUCCGUAUUCUACAGCGAGGCGGAUGCGCUAUCCCAUUCGGAAAAGCAAGUUCACUGCCAUCACUGUGGUAAGGACGUCGAGGUUGUGAGCGUUCCUGGCGAAUCCGAGGGAUCCAUGACGGCCCUGACGCUGGACUCGACGGACGGUGAUCGUCCCGAUAUCGUUCAACCACCGGAGGGGUUUGCUGAUUCGCCCGAUUGUACGAAAACCCCUCACCACACACGACUGUACAAGAAGAUGGACAAGCGAUUUCGCUCCGAAGAUCGUCACGCCGACCGCAGGCACUUUAAAUCGCGGCAGGAGUAUCGAGCGAAGAGUGAGGAACGUGGAAAGGAUGACAGUGAACCUGGUAAACUACGACCCGCAGGAUCUUCACCUUGUGUCGCGCCUGUAGCUCCCUACAGUGAACAUCAGGUGGAACCGGAACAGGGUGUCUACCACGGUAACUACAAGGCGGGGUUGUGGAUCUGCAUAGCGGAUAGGGACGUGUGGAGACGGCAUGAUCUGGCCGGUGAAGGCAGCUUCGAUCGACCGCCUCGUGAUCUUGCGGAACGGCGAGGAUCGACCGAGUCCGAAAAGGAUUUCCGCAAGAAGUAUCAGGCGAUCACCCACAGGCUGGUUCAUCGGAAGUCGUGCGUAGAAAUGUACCGGCGGCAGAAUACGAAUAGCUUUGAAACAGACAAAUCGGUUGUGGUAUGUAGGAAGUCUGGAGAAUUUGGGUUUCGAAUACACGGAUCCAAACCGGUGGUAGUUUCUGCCAUUGAACCGGAUACUCCAGCGGAAACAUCGGGUCUUGAAGUUGGAGAUAUCGUUCUUUCCGUGAAUGGGAUAUCAGUGAUCGAUAAAAGCCACUCGGAAGUGGUCAAGAUCGCUCACGCCGGUAGUGACACGCUGGAACUUGAGGUGGCCCGCACGAUCGGAGUCUUGUCGCCUUUGGAAGACACCACAAUGAAUCCAGCCAUCUAUUCCGGCUUUCUGUGGCGCCUUUCUAGCAGUUCCACAACAAAAUGGGUAAGGCGGUGGUUUUCGCUCCGCCCGGACCACUGUCUUUAUUAUUACAAGUCGGAAUUGGACAUCCAACCAAUCGGUGCUAUCAUCCUGACGAAUCACAAGGUGGAUCGACUUUGUGUGGAAGCCGGUGGUCGACCGUACGCCUUCGCCAUCGAAACGGAAGAGGGUACCAAGGUGAAGCUAGCUGGAGAUACGGAGGAAGCUGCCAGCCGAUGGAUUGCCGUUAUCAGCCAUGCGGCUCAGCAGAGCGAUCUCUGGCUGGAUACCAGCGCCCGAAACCUACGGCUGCCUCCCAAUGGGAUUCCGAAACCGGACUGUGUGGGUUCGUUGACGAAGCUAGGAAGCAAGUGGCGCUCGUGGACCAAGAGGUACUGCGUGCUGAAGGAUGCUGUGCUCUAUUUCUACCAUGAAACUAGCAGCAAGAAUGCUUUGGGAAUGGCCUGCCUGCAAGGCUAUCGGGUGCAACCGUCAUCCGCUGGUGGCAAGAAAUAUGCCUUUGAGAUCGUUCCUCCAGAGUUGACUUUGCGUCACUACUACUUCCAUACCGAUACGGAAAUGGAUAAGAAACGCUGGGUCGCUGCUCUAGAAUACUCGAUAGACCGAUGGAUGAAGGCCGGCUGAAAUAUGUUGAAAAGAUACGAGCAACUCGUAUAGUAUACAUUUCGGCGCAUCCGCACGUCGUUCUACGUUAUUUCUGCACCCUCAUGCGACGUUUUCUUUGUCUGAUUCGACAUCCCCAUUACUCAUCCGUUCUGAUUAGGGUUGGAAAGACCCGCGUGAUUCGACCUCGCACCCGGAAUCACGAGAGCACAGAGCCAAAGUACGAGAACCCAGUGUUUCGAAGCAGUAAAUCGAAAUUUUUUUAAACUUCAAUGGAAGGAAAAUCGAUAGCUAGCAUAGCAUUAAUCUUACUCGUCGUCGGUGUCAAUAUUUGUAAUACCAGUAAAACGAUAGAAAAAUCGUUAUUGUGACCAUUGCUCAAAAUUGUCGGUUUUCAGUUAUUUUUUUGAAACUGUUGAAGAGUGAUGUUGUUUCGGAAACGAGCAGCAGAGAACGGUGAAUAAUUGACGAGUAAUCCUGGAAAUACAAAAUCAACGAACUGAAGCAAGAUUUGGUAAGCGUAGCGCGUGUUCUUAAUGUGUAGCCAAUCGAAGCGGCUUAGGGAAAAUGUUUACGCACAUUAACGCGAAAGUUUGUUCAGGCUCUAUGUGCUAUAUAGUCAAAAGUGAUAGAUGUAUUAUGGAGGUGAAUAGUCUAGAUCUAUAUCAGUGUAAAAGUGUAUUCUAAAAACUGCGGAAGAACAAAUUCCAAAAGUAUAUCUCAUGUAAGAGGAAAUCGAACAAUUAUUAAUAAAUUGUUGAAGAACGUGUGAAAAAUAGCAUUUAGAGAAACUGUUGAAGCAUUAGAUUAGAGUUUAAAAUUUACAAUGAGUCAAUGUGUACUACCAGUGAUGUUUUGGAUUGUAUCGGAACGGAUCUGAACGAAGCUUACGUGGAAGUUUCCGGUAGAAGUGAUUGCUGAAUCCGAAACAGAUCGUGACGGUAUCGAUGUUUAGAGCUUUAAUGUAUCCUCCCAUUAAGAAUUCAAUGGCAGAAGUAAGUAGAUAAUCCAUAUCAAAAAAUGAUAAGUUGAUUUCUUUUAAAUCGAUUACAAAUUCAUCCAUUUGAAUAAAUAUCGUCUCAAGUUAAAACACAAAUGACUAAAUAUAAUGCAUCAAACAACCUAACUCUGGCAGAUUUCCAAGCGAUCCUCGACAUUAUUCCACGAGAAAAUCAUUCCAGACUGAUACAGAUACGGGUCUACUCAAAGCUAGAAUUUGAAGCACAAACGAAAUACAGCGUAAAAUGCCACCAUUUUGUCAUUCAAAUCGAUCAUCAAACUGCUUUAAAAGGGGAAGAUGUUGGUAUCGCACUGGAAGUGUCAGGAAGGGUUCGGUUUGAUCUUGAUAAAAUAUGAAAUAAAUGAAACAUUAAGUGCUUUGGUCGUUGUGACAGGUAUGAAGUAGAUAAUGCGAAACACAUCUCAAUGACAAUUCUUUUUCACGUCCAAACCGUGGACGGUACUAAUUUCUGAUACUUUCACAAUCGAAAAACAUCUCCAUUUGUUCAUUCUGAUCGGAAUUUCUCCCGGAAAUUCACUUUAGCAGUAAAACGACAAUAACUGUAAAAUUUCACAAGCACUUUCCAUAUUGAUACUGCAUCCUCUAUAAAAUCAGGACAAAAAAAACUCACACUUGUUAUUGUCACCCAUUGUCUAGCAACUGAAUCUUCAGAAAAAGGUUUCCCAUUGUUAGUUUUAAAGGAUAAUUCUUCAAAAUAUCUAAGUUAAAUCUUUACAAACGUUCCACUGUCCAUAUGAAACACACACACACAUAUACAGACAGACAAAAAUUUACAACACCAUCCCGAAAGCCAAAACCAGUGGUGUAAAACGAAUGACCUUAAACGAAAAGAUAAAAUCGGAUAUAAAUUAAAUCGAGUAGCUAAAAAGAAGAAAUAAAUGCAAUUGAUAAAUGAUCUUUUUUUAAACAGAAAUGUUAAAAUGCUGAAAUUAGUUUAUAACAUUCAGAAAAUUAUAGCGUAGUUAAAGUUUUAUAAGAAAUAUAUAACGCAGAAGAGAUGAAAAACGAAUCGAAUCGGAAUUAUCUGAGCCAAUUCAGAAGGGAUAAUUUGAUUUUCGGUAGUAUUUACAAGAAAUUAUAGCAUGGAAGAUAGAAAGCAGGAGAGAUUUAGUAAACUGUUCAAAGUUUUAUUUGAAUAAUAGUUUGAAGGAAUAACAAAAAAAAAGUCAAAAUUAAAUAAACUUACAAGAUAAACACACCCUCAAAACAUGGAACUAGCUGGCACACAUCUAUCUUUAGAUAAGAAUAUCAAUUACUAACGAAUAAUCGUAUACUGUAUCCGGAUGCAAAUGAAAAAUACCUACCAAAAUGCUUGAUAGACCGAAGCGCUGCGAAAGCCACAUAGAUCUUGUGUGAAAGUUAAAAAAAAAACGAGAAUCCGUGACUUGAGUCGCACAUAUUUAGAGUACCAAUUGACCGAUAAAAAAAAAACGAGUUAGUAAACUCAUAGCACUGCCAAUUGAUACAAGAGAAAAACAAAAAGCCGACACUGAUGUUCAUUGAACUUGCUCACUGAUGCGGUAAAUUUCCGGAAAAAAAUAAACUUACAGAACAUCAACAGAAAUGGUGCGUAAUAGACCAACUCCUAGAACCAAUUGUGAGAUUACAUAUUGAAGAUAGUGAACGAAA
Ochlerotatus camptorhynchus is the source of this 8332-nucleotide messenger RNA. RefSeq lists its product as uncharacterized. The transcript has 16 exons. Bases 1 to 5703 code for a protein of 1900 amino acids. The record is from RefSeq and is a predicted model, not a curated record. NCBI's taxonomy places the organism in Eukaryota, Metazoa, Arthropoda, Insecta, Diptera, Culicidae. Gene Ontology annotation, molecular function: protein binding.